AUGUUCCUGGCCCUCUCCAGUACUGACCUGACUAGCUCCCGCAGCAGCAGAGCUGUGCUGGUGCACUUCUGGAACGGGCUAACGAAGGAGGUAACUGCCAAGCAAGCUCUGCGCGUCUCUCUGCCCUUAAGYGAACGCAUCGUCCUAGAACUGCAGAUGCCCUUAGCAGCCAGGCAGAUGGUGAUAGCCUCAAGCCCUCAUUAUCCAUACAUCGUGGCACCAGGUUAUAGAGCCUCAGGCCGCUGCGGACAGGAUUGCUCAUACCUGGACUACUGGCCCAUGGGUCUGUGUUCGUUUCAGCUGUGCACCAAGUGCAGCUCGAGGUGCAUCUCACCCCCUCACUGCUGCCCUGCAGCCCGGGCACCCGCACAGCCUGCACAGAGCAAAGCCCAAGAAGAUGUCCUCAUCCCAGGAACAAACUUGACUAAAGAAGAGCUGAGCAGGAAAAUAGCAAAGCAGCUGGCCGAAGGGAAGAGCUCCAUUUCAGAAACUGUUUCCAGAGAAGAGAAAAAGGAAGAGAAGAGAUUGAAGGCUGUACAUGUUCCAGAUUCUCAGUCUUGUAAGGAUGAGGACAAUGAUGKUACAGAACUGAAGAAGCAUCCUCAGAGGGAGAUGGCUCAUGCUAUGAUCGACACUGCUGUCAACUCAGAGAGCUGCUUAAUGGAGUCAGUGCACAAGGAAGAAGCAGACAGGGGAGAGCAGGCAGAGAACACCGAGGCUGCUCUGRAACAUGAACAUGGUGCUGAAUUUGUAGCUGUUUUUCACUACAAUAAGUUUUGCCACACAAAACCAGUGCAGUUGGCCAUCACGCCAAAGGCUUUGCUCAGGAGCAGAAUGCAGUCACGGCAGGAAAUGCAGGAACAUGGAUCACAGGAUGAGGACCAGCAGCAGAAGCAGCACCAGACUGCCAAAAGGAGAGUGUUCCAGAGCAGGGAGCGUUCCCACCAGAAGAUGGAGGAGAAAAGCCAAAAACGCUGCGACCUCCAGCAGUACCUCAGAGACCAGAAUCUUCUGAUGCUCCGGACGUUGCUACUCGAGUGA
Messenger RNA from Nothoprocta perdicaria, 1041 nucleotides. RefSeq lists its product as uncharacterized. The transcript is spliced from 4 exons. The record is from RefSeq and is a predicted model, not a curated record. NCBI's taxonomy places the organism in Eukaryota, Metazoa, Chordata, Aves, Tinamiformes, Tinamidae. The coding region runs from base 1 to 1041 and encodes 346 amino acids.